Molecule: messenger RNA, 1116 nt
Organism: Hyaloscypha bicolor E
Lineage: Eukaryota; Fungi; Ascomycota; Leotiomycetes; Helotiales; Hyaloscyphaceae
Exons: 2
Coding region: 1-1116 (371 amino acids)
Biological process (GO): regulation of cell cycle
Cellular component (GO): nucleus
Source: RefSeq, a predicted model, not a curated record
AUGGCUGGAACCAGUACCAAGGAAGAGCAGGGCCUUGCGGCUCUUGAGGUGGCUGUCUCUACCGCGCGCACGCUGAUCGCACAGCUCCAACCUACAGCUCCAGCAGCUCAAUCAAAGAGUCAGAACGACGUCAACGCCCUCGACCUUGCAUACGAUGCUGCUUCCCUUAUACGCGCGCAUACGACCAAGCUCUCCCUCCUUAUUCUCAACAAGCCAUUCACUGCCUCCGCGAUCUCCACUGUCCUGCGCGAAUUGGUAGAUGGGCCGCUGCCCGGUCUAGCAUCCGCUACUGAACUGUGUACGGCCGAUAGAUAUACAAAGGUAAUGAGCACGGAGCUGCAAUAUAGGACGAAAAAAGUUUUAGCGGACUUGGGGACACUAGUUCAAGCUAUUCCCCUUGAUGGGGAGAUAUUGAACGACGAUGCGAAGAAUGGGACUGGCCCCGAGAAGGGGAAGGGGAUUCUGGCAGUUACAGGAACGAUAUGGGAGGCUUGCGACGGUAUAAUUGAGUUGAAGAAGCUAGGUGUGGCAGGGCUGGUCAUUCAAAAGGCAGAGGGAUAUCGAGAUCUCUUGAAGGAUGCGUUGGAGGAGCUACAAGAAUGGGCAGAGGAGGACAGUGAUGGGGAAGACGAGGAAGCUGUUGAUGGGGUGGAGGAUGCUGCACAAGCUGAGGUGGACAAUAUUUUUGGUUCUCAACGACACAUUCCACCCGAUGACCCGGAAAGUAUUCGCCCGAGGCUCGAGUCUUCGAUCAAACGAUUACGGCUCCUUAUUCUGAUGUACCAAGCUGCCACCAAACGCCGAUUCAAAACAUUGCCUCCACUUCCCCACCCUGAAUUACCACCAGAGCUUAAUGAGAAAUCGGCUGAAGAUCCUGGAAUUGCCAAUCGUUUGGACGAGGUGUUAGACGUCAUGAAUAAGAUUCCUGAUAUCACGGACGAAUUGGCGAGUGCAUUUUACGAGCUGGACGCCGAGGAGAUUGACAAACGGAUGGAUCAAUGUUUCUUCACGGGAUUCGCGGUCACUGAGUUACUGGUCAAGAAUUGGGAGGGUCAAAAUGAUGAGUUCAGUACUUGGGCCGCAAAAUUCCAGCUUGCGAUGAAGAAGGGAUGGUGA